Molecule: messenger RNA, 657 nt
Organism: Striga hermonthica
Lineage: Eukaryota; Viridiplantae; Streptophyta; Magnoliopsida; Lamiales; Orobanchaceae
Source: the annotation of a GenBank genome assembly
AUGUUUAGGAGUAGUUACUACUCGGAGGUUCUUGAUUUGGCGGCGGCGCCGUCUUCGUCGGCGGAGGACGGCGGGAAGGGCUGCUUCUCGGACGAGGAGGUGAUGCUGGCCCACAACAACCCUAAGAAGCGGGCGGGGCGGAAGAAGUUCCGGGAGACGAGGCACCCGGUGUACCGGGGCGUGCGGCGGAGGAACACCGGCAAGUGGGUCUGCGAGGUGAGGGAGCCCAACAAGAAGUCCAGGAUAUGGCUGGGGACGUUCCCCACUGUAGAGAUGGCGGCGCGGGCCCACGACGUGGCGGCGAUGGCCCUCCGGGGGAGAUCGGCCUGCCUCAACUUCGCCGACUCCGUGUGGAUGCUGCCGGCGCCGGCGUCAGCGGAUGCUAAGGACAUACAGAGGGCGGCGUCGGCGGCCGCGGAGGCCUUCAGGCCGAAGGCGGCGGGAGGGGGGAAGGUGGAGGAGGAGGAGAAGGGUGCUGCUGCCGCCGGCAUGGGGUCGCCGGAGAAUGAGUCGGUGUUCUUCAUGGAUGAGGAGGCGGUUUUCGGGAUGCACGGGCUGCUCGCGAAUAUGGCGGAGGGGCUGAUGCUGCCUCCGCCGAGAUAUGUCGAUGACCUGGAGGUGGAUGCUGAUGUGUCACUGUGGAGUUAUUCUAUUUAG